AUGACCGUUUUUGGAAGCGGUUUGGCCCGCUACUUCGUCUCCGUCCUUGGACUGGGAGUUUUCUUCUUGGGUCUUAAUUACGUUAAUUAUGGAAGGCAUACGAGUUUACAGGCCGAAAAAGUAGCUUGCAAUCAGGCUCCUCCUCAGGAAAUUGUCAAGGUUGUAUACAGAGACAGAGUGGUUGAUAGCCAACAAGAAAAUAGCGAAGAAGAUGGCGAUGAGCACAACCCCCCUAAAAUUAUUUAUUCUCCGAUGGAUGAGAGUGGUAUCAGAUAUCCGAUCUCGGAUGAGCUCAAAAAGGACCCGCACUUUGAGACAUUCCAGAAGAGGCGAAAGUUUUUGAACAACGCUUGCCGAAGCAUCAGAAGUAUAUUCGACACGAGCAUAAGCUUCAAGGCGAAAAAGCACCUCCACGAAGCCAUAAAAACCGGAACUAAUAAAGACGACGAGGAAAAAUGUAUUCCAUCUUUGGCACGCGAGGGAUCACCUGAGAACCAUUUUUACACAGGAAAAGAUGAUUAUUUCACGAUGAUCACCGUUCGCCAUCCAUUCGCCCGGCUUCAUUCUGCGUACAAAGACAAGUUCCGAAACAAACACCCUUGGAUGAAAUACAUCAGAAGCAAGUUUGGAACAUACCUUGAUGCAAUGGAAACGGAAGACAUGGAGAACGAAGACUACGAGUACAGUUUUAGAGCAUUUUUGGAGCUCAUGGCGCUGUCAGAAUAUGAUCAAGAGCGCGACAGGCAUUGGAAAACGAUCCAAACGUACUGUACUCCUUGCCACAUCGAGUACGACUUCGUCCUCAAGCAAGAAACUGCCAUGGCCGAGAAUGACUUUUUGAUGAAAGUGCUCAAUUUUGACAAAACUCAUCCAAACCUCCAUGUUCCCGGCAGGUACAACUCGAACGUCACCGCAAGAAUCAACAUGGAAGAAAUCGCAGCUCCUUACAAAGACGUUCCAAGAGAUAUCAUCGAGAAAAUUUACAUUUCGUAUUUUCCGGACUUCGUGCUGUAUAAUUACGACGUUGAUGAAGUUUUUGCCGUUGCUGGGCCGCCCUCUGACUCUGCGUAA
Messenger RNA from Oikopleura dioica, 1071 nucleotides. The record is from the annotation of a GenBank genome assembly. NCBI's taxonomy places the organism in Eukaryota, Metazoa, Chordata, Appendicularia, Copelata, Oikopleuridae.